This is a messenger RNA of Epinephelus fuscoguttatus (brown-marbled grouper), 1832 nucleotides long. It is a transcript of the gene cdkn2c, whose product is annotated as cyclin-dependent kinase inhibitor 2C (p18, inhibits CDK4). Gene Ontology annotation, cellular component: nucleus. Lineage: Eukaryota; Metazoa; Chordata; Actinopteri; Perciformes; Serranidae. The coding region runs from base 412 to 891 and encodes 159 amino acids. Gene Ontology annotation, biological process: regulation of cyclin-dependent protein serine/threonine kinase activity; negative regulation of cell population proliferation. Gene Ontology annotation, molecular function: protein kinase binding; cyclin-dependent protein serine/threonine kinase inhibitor activity. The transcript is spliced from 5 exons. The record is from RefSeq and is a predicted model, not a curated record.
UCUCUGUGGUCAUCUGUGUAUCACAGUGAUGAAUGGAGGCACCUUUAUCACACGUCGUUACGGCAUCAUUAGGCUCCGUUACUGUCCCGCCUAUCAUUUGAUCCUAUCCAAUCACACCAGCAUCAGUUUUGGCGAGUCGUUCAAAUUCAGUUUCAAGCUGUAACUGCGCUGCUGCGGCCCGAGUCUACCCUGCAGAUGAGCCAUAUUCUGUGAUGACAGAGACGAUAUUCCAGGAGCUUUACGAUGCUCGGACAUUUGGCUCGCAGCAUAUUUUGAGAGGAGUUGAAUCGGACAUCGCUGCGACACUGCUUCAUGGAGGAUCAUCGUAUGCGCGGUCGGCUCGGUAGGAUGGCACACAGUGCGCAGUUACACGGAGGAAGGAUUGCGUUAUGGUUUUAAAAUAAAAUAAGAAUGGCUGACUCACUGUGCGAGGCCUCUGCCAGGGGAAACCUCAGUGAAGUGUCGCUUUUGCUGCAAGAUGGAGCAAACGUUAAUGGCUUUAAUAUGUACAACAGGACUGCACUGCAGGUGGUGAUGUUGGGGAACGACGCUGUGGUCAGGGCUCUUCUCGAGGCGGGGGCGGACCCCAACAUACGCGACCCGGUCCUCAGACUCACCGUGACGCACGACGCCGCGCGCGAAGGAUUUAUAAACUCUGUGCGCGAGCUGGUAGACCACGGGGCAGAUAUUAAUCUCGUGGACGACCACGGUAACCUGCCGCUGCACCUGGCAGCCCGAGAGGGCCACCUUGAAGUGGUCCAGCUGCUGAUCGGACGCACCGUGAACCCCCGAACCCCAAACGGUCAGGGAUACACCGCCGCGCAGCUGGCGCACCUCCACAGGAGGGAGGACACUGCCAGAUACAUUGACGAGUAUCUGAGCUCAAACUAAAGGAGGAGGAGGAGGAAGAGGAUGAAGAUGAAUCCUUGUUACACUUCUGCUUUUCUGCUUACAUCUUUUUGCUGAUACUUUAACAUCUGAUUACAUUGUCUAAAAUCUCUGUUUUGUUAAAUUCCUUAAAAGUCUUACAAAGCUUAAGUGUGUACACAUUUAUUAUACUUGCUGCUUAAAGAGAAACAGGAGACCAAGUUUAUAAGUUAAAAAAAAGCUAAUUUGGGAUACCAAAAUAAAAAAGUAUAAUUAUAUUGGUUAGUAUGUGCUCCGUAGUUUUUUGGAUUGGCAUUAUUUGAAAGCCACCUUGAUACAUUCUCAUGAGGUUAUUGCAUUUCGUCUGCAGCCUCACGAACAGGAGACAAAGCCACAAAGGUUUCGCUCUUGCUGCUUCAAUGACAAAGUGAAACCCAUUUGUGCACAGUUUAGAAAUGAAAUGAAAUGAGUACAUCACUACAUAUAUCAUGUGAUCAUGAAACUCAAUAAUGUAUAGACUAUGACACACAGAAACAUAAUUCAUGUUAUGUUGUUGUUUGUAAGGAUGCGUUUUUUUAUUCAGAGGUGUCUCUAAUAUUUUGGUUAUUUCUACUGAAAAAACAAUGACAAAAUGUGAUUAACCCCCCCUCUCUUUCUAUCUUCCUCUGUUGGUAGAUUAAUGUGAAUACAAAAUGUGAAAAUAUUGCCAAAGCACUAGCCGCGUUAUAUAAAUAAUAUGAUAAUAAAGGACAGCUUUUAAUCCUUGCCUGAUACCUUUUUUUUUGUUUGUUGUAUGUAUGAGUCAUGUCUUCAGGCCUUUAAGUCCUCAAGGGGAAAACGUCUUUUAUCCACAAACUUUUCCUUUUCAAAAACAGGAGCUGCCUAACACACUUUGUUAUAAGAUUAGUUUGUCAUAAUGUCCGUCUCCACAUAUAUUUAACCAGAUUGUUUUUAUGUUCAAACAU